AGGUGACUUUGCGAAGGCAUGGCGGGGACACUGUGAAUGUCAGCCCAGAAGGUGAUCAGAGCCUGUUAAUUAAAAUGGAAAGAAGACAGAAGGGAAGGUAGACAUCAGGUUCUCCCUGGAGACUUUUCGUUUUCAUUUACGCUGCGGAAACUGACGUUUUUGCCUAACACCCCAUGUAAUGUAAACGUAUAGGCUUGAGUACGUGUCCGGCCGCAUGUGUAGUGAACCCUAAAGCUUUCCUAAUUGUAGUUAGCAUCGUCCCUAAGCGGAACGAUUUUCCGUGAACAUGAUUUGUACUUUUCUACGAGCCGUACAGUAUACGGAGAAGCUGCACAGGUCCUCGGCAAAGCGAUUGCUUUUGCCAUACAUCGUGCUUAACAAAGCGUGCUUGAAGACUGAGCCCAGUUUGAGAUGUGGGCUUCAAUAUCAAAAGAAAACGCUGCGACCUAGAUGUAUUCUUGGAGUCACCCAGAAAACCAUCUGGACGCAGGGACCGAGCCCCCGAAAAGCAAAGGAGGAUGGCAGCAAACAAGUGUCUGUGCACAGGAGUCAGAGAGGGGGAACCGCCGUCCCAACAUCACAAAAAGUGAAAGAAGCCGGAAGAGAUUUUACCUAUUUAAUAGUGGUGCUUUUUGGAAUCAGCAUUACAGGUUGCAAAAAACAGCAAGUGGCUUGUUUUACACGAUUUUCAAAGAACUUUUUUCUUCAUCCAGUCCUAGCAAGAUAUAUGGGAGAGCCUUAGAAAAAUGCAGAUCACAUCCUGAGGUGAUCGGUGUCUUUGGUGAGUCUGUUAAAGGCUAUGGGGAGGUGACAAGGCGGGGUCGCCGGCAGCAUGUCAGGUUCACUGAAUAUGUAAAAGAUGGGCUGAAACACACGUGUGUGAAAUUCUACAUUGAGGGCUCUGAGCCAGGGAAGCAAGGAACGGUGUAUGCGCAAGUGAAAGAGAACCCAGGAAGUGGUGAAUAUGAUUUUCGAUAUAUAUUUGUAGAAAUUGAAUCUUAUCCUAGAAGAACUAUUAUCAUUGAAGAUAAUCGAUCCCAAGAUGAUUAAAAUAGGGUUUCUGAUGGAUGUUGAAUGGCGUGGACUCGCUACUCCGUUCUUCACAGCUGCCUUCCAGAAUGUGUUCAAAAGAAAGACAAGAAGGAGUGUAUGGCUUAUAAAGUGAAUCUAAUACAGUAUUUGUUGCAUUUAAACAAACUAGACAUUUUCUUACGGAAAAAUUAUGAAAUACAGCAUAUUUUAUGUUCUCCCAUUGACUCAAUCAUGACAAUAUUUCUGCUUUAACACCAUCUUUCAUGAUUAGAAAUGUUUGUUAUUGGAAAUGUUACACCAUGUAAAUAAAGGAAAUAGAUUUUAGUAUUGUAUUCAUUUUAUAUUAUAGAACUGCAUAAUGUCUGCAGAAUAAAAUUAAAACUAACAAAUAUGUCAUUAGCAGCUGCCCUCCGCAUACUUUGGAAUCUGACUUGAGAUAAGCAUGUGAAAAUGGUUGAGGGCCAUAGGGAACCAGAUGGUAAAUACAUUCUUCAAAAUUGUGUGAGUUUUAGGAAUCUGUCUCAUAUUUCGCGCUUCAUGAAUUAAGGGCCUAGUACAUAGCGGGAAAAGUACACACUCCCAAGUUGGGUAGACCUGGGCACCCACCCCACCUUUUCUAGCAGGUGCGUGGUCAAGUGUCCCUGUUGUGUGGGUUGUUAGGAUGGCAGUGUGAUGAGAGGUACAAGCCUGGACCAUAGAAGGCAGCCAUGAAGUGCCCUCAUCCCCUUUAGAACUUACUUGCACUGAUACUUCUGACUGCCAAAAGAACAUGGGAGUGAAUGAGAGACAUUCAAAUACGUGUGUGAGGCCCCUUAAAGAAAAAAAAAAAAAAAAAGGAAAUUCUAUUUUAUUUGAAAUAUUUGCUGGGGAUUUGGAAAAAAGUGACCUUCACUUACAAGAUCCUGAUUCCAUAUCUAUGUAAGUGCUAUGUGCAUUGGGAGGGGUCUAGAACCAUGUUUAUCUGCGGUGGCUUCAGUGUGAGGUAUCCCCUCUGAUGUGUUUGUUCCUUCUCCCCGAGAACUGUCUGUAGAGGAAUUUCUGAUGUGUUCUUGAAAUUUUGGGAUAUUCAGGAUAGAGAGACCUCCAGGCAAUCUAUCUCCCCUUUUUACUUUAUCUCCCUGCUUAAUUUAGUUAGUUUCUUGGUUUGACUGCUUGUUUUAGAUGUUUUUAAUUAUAAAAAUUUCCAACAUUUAAGGAGUAUAGAAAAUAUAACAGACACUCGUCUCCCUGACGUAACACACUUUGACUGAAUGAGGCCUUAACUUAGGCUUUCUCUCCUAAUCGUUUUUUCCUUUGCUAUAGAAUGUUCAGUUUCAGGAUUCACUGAAAUGUCAACAUUUAACAGGCUGAGAAGUUCCACUUGCUAUCCUAAACUCAAAAAAGCAGCCCUGCUCUUCAAACAACCUGCUCAAACUGUAGCUUGCUGAAGAAGCCCGGCAUCUGAGCUCAGGUGGGGAUUUAGCCACCCUCCAUGGCCCUGUCAUUUGACUUAAGACUGUUUGCUUUUUCUGUAUUCAUUUUUAUGCACCUGCCAUUUUACAAUAUGCUCAUGCCCCUUUAAGAUCUGAGCUUUUGGCCAGGCGAGGUGGCUCAUGCCUAUAAUCCCAGCACUUUGGGAGGCUGAGGCAGGUCAAUCACUGGAGGUCAGGAGUUCAAGACCAGCCUGGCCAACAUGGUGAAACCCUAUCUACUAAAAAUUCAAAAAAAAAAAAAUUAACCAGGCACGUUGACACACUCCUGUAAUCUCAUCUACUCAGGAGACAGGAGAAGCGCUUGAACCCAGGAGGCAGAGGUUGCAGUGAGCCAAGAUCAUGUCACUGCACUCCAGCAUGAGUGACGGAGUGUGACUUCGUCUCAAAAAAAAAAAACAAAAAACAGAUCUGAGCUUUUAUAAUUAGAAAUAAAACUAAAUUACUUUUUCAAAAGGAAAAACUCUGUACCAAUAAGAGAUUCUUCUGUAUAGCCACAGGAAAAUGUGAUGUGUAACUCUCUAGAUCUCUGUUUUCAUUCCCUCUGAUGUACCCUACUAAAUGUUAAAAUUUCUGUGUUUUAAGACCCUCUUUAAUCCA
Molecule: messenger RNA, 3101 nt
Organism: Homo sapiens (human)
Lineage: Eukaryota; Metazoa; Chordata; Mammalia; Primates; Hominidae
Gene: TIMM21
Product: translocase of inner mitochondrial membrane 21
Exons: 6
Coding region: 451-1050 (199 amino acids)
Biological process (GO): protein import into mitochondrial matrix
Cellular component (GO): TIM23 mitochondrial import inner membrane translocase complex; mitochondrial membrane
Source: RefSeq, a predicted model, not a curated record